Messenger RNA from Hydractinia symbiolongicarpus, 1262 nucleotides. Its product is annotated as transmembrane protein 47-like. The transcript has 4 exons. Lineage: Eukaryota; Metazoa; Cnidaria; Hydrozoa; Anthoathecata; Hydractiniidae. The coding region runs from base 169 to 747 and encodes 192 amino acids. The record is from RefSeq and is a predicted model, not a curated record. Gene Ontology annotation, cellular component: membrane.
CAGAUAGUAGGGCACAAAGAUAACAAGCUUUAUUUUGAACAAACAAUUUAGUCUAUCUUUUGACAAGUGUAUUGCAUCAAGCAAAUAAAAAUUUAACGUGUGUGAGUAAACGUUUUUGUUCGCUCUCCAUUAAAGAAAAUUUUUUCCACGAAGAAAGCUUUAUACAACAUGUCUCCUGGUCAUUCAAUACUGAUUACCUUGGCUGUGUUGUGCUUAUUCAUGGGUGCUGGUGCUGUGGUAGCAGGCGCAAUUGGUGACUCUUGGUACUUGUUUGGUUCGAACAUCAGAAUUGGUCUAUGGAAAACAUGUGUAAGAUCUAUUUGUAUGAAAAGAAGUAAUAUUUUUGAAUUUGGUGCAGCGGAUUCAGAUUUCGAUUCGGACAUCAUCAUAUUGGCAUUGGGUAUCUCAGCCUUUCUUUGUUUAAUGGCUGCCUUGACAACGCUUUGUUUAUUUUGUUGCCAACACAACACAGGAGCUUGGAGAUGUUGCGCAUUGUUGAUUUCCAUACUAUCCACAGUUGGAGCUCUUUGUGCAUUCGGUGGAGUUGGUUACAAUGAGUAUAGAGGAAGAUAUUUGUACAAGAUACAAGAACAUGGAUGGUCAGUAAUUUUAGCGUGGGUCGGUGCCACUGCUGAAUUCUUUGGUGCGAUUUUAGCCUACGUUCUGAUUUGCUUUGCUCCAAAUCUUGUUACAAGUGGUAUAAUCAUUGAAUCUGGACAUCCAAAUCGAGGUUAUGAAAUGAGAUAGUGUUGUUAAAAAUAUUUUUCUUGUAAAUUUGAGGUUUUUUCAGAUUUUAAUAUAUUACUAAUCACGAGAUUGUAUAGUUUUUAAAAUAGCAUUCUAAUUUUUAGAGAAAAUGUUCUCUUUUUGGUUGUUAAGGGAUCUUCUUACUUCUUACAGUCACGUGAAGGAACUUGCUGCUAUGCCAACGUGUGCUAUUAAGCAGACUCCUCUGGCAGUUUUUAUAAUACACGUUUAUAAAAAACCCCAAAAAAUUCCGAAAGAAAAUCCUUCUAUCCACUUUCCACUUAAUAAAUCUUGUUGCGUAGGUCUGCGUCUUUAUGCUUGCAGAAAGUUUCCAUCAAAUAUGUUUAAAAAGAGCCUAAUGUUAAACGUAUCAGUGUAUCUUGCCUCUGAGUCUGUUUGCCCCUCAAGCCACAGUCGUUAUAAAAGUAAAACGCACUGUAAAAUAGAAGAACUGAACCUUGUAAGUCGUUGUAAAAAGUAAUUGUUAAAAAUAAAAAUAAGUACGAGAAGUUUAA